CAGGGACCCUGGAUCAUGAACCUCUCCCGGAGGAGACUCGUGUUUCAGGGGGGCGCGUGGUGGGACUGCACUGCACCCUGGGAGCUGGGGUGGAGGGGCGGAGUCUGGGCUGAAGUUCUCCAGGAGGUGGAGGAUGCCGGGAUCCCCAACCCCUUCCGCGGGACGCCGCCCGAAGAAUUCACCGCGAAUCUGCACGGUUUUAAGAAAAAGACUUUUAAAAAACCCAAGGCCUGCGGAGUUUGCACAGAAGUCAUUGACGGCCAGGGGGUUUCGUGCCGAGCCUGCAAGUAUUCCUGCCACAAGAAAUGUGAGGCCCAGGUGGUGGUGCCCUGCGGUGUGCCAGUCCCUCAGGAGCAGGCCCCAGCUGGGUCCGCACUGCCAGCUCCUGUGCGUUGUGAGCAGCCUGUGUGGCCUGCGGCCCUGAGGCCCACCAUGGCGGACGGCCACCAGCUGGACCUCACCUACAUCACAGAGCGCAUCAUCGCCAUGUCCUUUCCCACCGGCUGCUCUGAGGAGUCCUACCUGCACAGCCUGCAGGAGGUCACGCGCAUGCUCAAGUCCAAGCACGGGGACAACUACCUGGUAUUAAACCUUUCAGAGAAGAGAUUUGAUCUCGCAAAGCUUAACCCAAAGAUCAUGGAUGUGGGCUGGCCGGAGCUGCAUGCACCGCCCCUGGACAAGAUGUGCACGAUAUGCAAGGCCCAGGAGUCCUGGCUGAACAGCGACCCGCAGCACGUGGUGGUCAUCCACUGCAGGGGCGGGAAAGGACGCAUCGGCGUGGUCAUCUCAUCCUACAUGCACUUCACCCACGUCUCGGCCAGUGCUGACCAGGCCCUGGACAGGUUUGCCAUGAAGAAGUUUUAUGACGACAAAGUCUCGGCGUUGAUGCAGCCCUCGCAGAAGCGGUACGUGCAGUUCCUCAGCGGGCUGCUGUCGGGCACCGUGAAGAUGAACGGCGCGCCCCUCUUCCUGCACUGCGUCGUGCUGCAUGGCACCCCCAACUUCGACGCCAGUGGAGCCUGCCGGCCCUUCCUGAAGCUCUACCAGGCCAUGCAGCCCGUAUACACGUCAGGGAUCUAUAACAUUGGCCCUGAGAGCCCGAGCAGGAUCUGCAUUGCCAUAGAGCCGGCCCAGCUGCUGAAGGGGGACGUCAUGGUGAAAUGCUAUCACAAGAAGUACCGCUCGGCCACGAGAGACGUGGUCUUCCGGCUGCAGUUCCACACGGGUGCCGUGCAGGGCCACGCGCUGGUGCUAGGGAAGGAGGAUCUGGACAGCGCCUGCGGCGAUGACCGCUUCCCCCACCACGGGAAGGUGGAGCUGGUGUUCUCUUCCACGCCAGAGAAGAUGCGAGGCCCCGAGCACCUGCACAACGACCAUGGUGUCAUCGUGGACUUCAACACGGCGGACCCCCUCAUCCGCUGGGAUUCCUACGAGAACCUGAGCGCGGACGGUGAAGUGUUGCAUACACAAGGCCCCGUAGACGGCAGCCUCUACGCCCGGGUGCGGAAGAAGAGCUCCCCCGACCCCUGCAGCCCGCAGACCCUGCCGGCCACCGGCAGCCCGGACCACAGCGACCACACCCUGUCGGUCAGCAGCGACUCCGGCCACUCCACCGCCUCUGCCAGGACGGAUAGGACGGAGGAGCGGGUGGCCACCGGGCCGCCCAGGGGCUUGAGCCCGCAGGAGAAGGCCGAGCUAGACCAGCUGCUCAGCGGCUUCGGCCUGGAGGACACAGGGGGCAGCUCCAAGGGUGUGAUGGAUGCACGCAGCAAGUUUGGGGGCACGCGCCACGUGGUGCCCGCGCAGGUCCAUGUGAAUGGGGAUGCCGCCCUGAAGGAGCGGGAGACUGACAUCCUGGAUGAUGAGGCACCACACCCCGGCCCGCGCAGCGUGGACAGCCCAGGCACCCUGCCCUCCUCGGAGGGGCUGCCAUCUGCCCACCUGGGCCCCUUUGCCUGCAGCCAGAGCAGCCAGCGCUCCCUGCUGCCUGACGCCUUUGGCUCCCCGGUUGGGGAGGACGGGGCCCCCAGCCUGGGCACAGGCGUGGACGCCAUCUACGAGCGGGAGCGGACGUUUGGCAAUGGCCGAGAGCCCAGGCAGCUUCAGCCGGUGCCCAGGAAGCCGUCGGCACCUGGGCCCACCUUUGUGCAGAGUGGCUACCCGACCCAGAGCUGGGUGCGGCAGCAGCAGAUGGUGGCUGCCCAGCAGUACAGCUUCGCGCCUGACGGGGAUGCCAGGCUGGGCGGCCACGGCCCCGAU
Fukomys damarensis (Damara mole-rat) is the source of this 2259-nucleotide messenger RNA. RefSeq names its product tensin-3. Gene Ontology annotation, biological process: dephosphorylation. The transcript is spliced from 17 exons. The record is from RefSeq and is a predicted model, not a curated record. Gene Ontology annotation, molecular function: phosphatase activity. NCBI's taxonomy places the organism in Eukaryota, Metazoa, Chordata, Mammalia, Rodentia, Bathyergidae. The annotation marks the transcript as partial.